Messenger RNA from Mya arenaria, 4853 nucleotides. RefSeq lists its product as uncharacterized. The record is from RefSeq and is a predicted model, not a curated record. Bases 374 to 2686 code for a protein of 770 amino acids. The transcript is spliced from 9 exons. Gene Ontology annotation, biological process: regulation of transcription by RNA polymerase II. Gene Ontology annotation, cellular component: nucleus. Gene Ontology annotation, molecular function: RNA polymerase II transcription regulatory region sequence-specific DNA binding; DNA-binding transcription factor activity, RNA polymerase II-specific. Lineage: Eukaryota; Metazoa; Mollusca; Bivalvia; Myida; Myidae.
GCGCGCGCAACUUAUUUGUUGUUAGUUAAAAAUAAACAACAGUGUUAACCGUUUUUUUCUCUUUAACAGACAGUCAAUUCUUAAGCACAUAAUCAAGAAUAAUUGUAUACACAUACGAACGGCUUAUUUCAUCGUAUGACAUCAAUGGAUUGUUUGUAUUUUUUUGUUUUGGCCUUGACCCAAAUUAUCGACAAGCCUAUCGCGCUGGCUCCCGUUUCAUAGCAAGAAAACGAUACAUUGAACGGUCGAGUACGGUCAAGCAGGGAAUCAGCCUGUCGGCCUCCGGAGUGACACUAGCUGGAAAUUUUCAUCAGAAAAACGCGUACAACGCUUGAUACGACCACUGAUACAGUGUCAGCUUUGUGAAUAAGUUAUGGACCAACCAGGUGAUGAGGGGGAGAGGAGAGAAGUGAGACGGCCAAUGAACGCUUUCCUGAUCUUUUGUAAGCGCCAUCGUAGCAUUGUGAGAGAGAAAAACCCCGAUCUCGACAACCGCAGUGUGACUCGUAUCCUUGGUGAUCUAUGGGCAAAGCUAAAAGAUGAUGAGAAGACAAUGUACACAGAUCUGGCCAAACAGUACAAAGAUGCCUUCAUGAAGGCAAACCCAGACUACAAGUGGCACAAUCCGGAAAAGGUUGCAGCUGGCCAAAAAUCUUCUCCUGAAGGCCCGAAACUGUUGAAGAAUGAGAUCAAUGUUUCUCCAGAGGGACCAAUCAUGCCUGGAAAACUGGCUGAUCCUUCCAAUAUGGGUGGGUUAAGUUUGUUGUUGCUGGCCGGAGAGCAUACCAACCAGGUUAACACCCCUCUCAGAAUGGGAAACUCCACACAGGCCCAGGACCAGUCCAUUCAGAGUGGUCCAUUCGGAGAUUAUCUGAAACUUGAGGGAGGAAAUGGAGAAAAGCUGGUGUCUUCCGAUGUAGCAAGAUGCAAGCAGUUGAGUGUUGAAACUCCAAAAGAGCAGAUGAAAAUAGAAAACAGCCUGUCAAACUUGUAUUGGUUGAAAAAUAGCCAGGUCCAAACCCAAAAGGUUCCUAUAACUGAAGCUCUUCCAUUGGAACCACCAGAGCAGGAUGCAGUUGGGUUGUGUGCCGAUGUUGUAUCAGAUAGUCCACCAAAGGAUGUUGUGAUUGCUAAACAUAAUAGAAGCUUGGGAGACAUGGAGAGUCUGUCAGAUGAUCAUGAAAAGGAGAAUAUACAUGACUUUCAUGAAGUAGGUGUCGUGAAUGAGGAUGUGAAACAAGAAGAAUCAACAAUGGUCACCUGUGGGAAGAUGGUUGUUAAUCACAUAAUAGACAAACUGUAUUCUUCAGAUAUCUCUGUGGCAGCUAGAAAGGCGAUAGCAGAAGCAGAGAAUAAGUCUUACAUGGGUAGUUCCAUCAUUGAUGAAGAUUUCAGCAUUGGUAAAAGAGAUGCAAAAUGUGAGUACAGUUUUGAUGAUGAGAAAACCAAUGACAGUCAUCCUGACUUUGUUAAAGGCUUUGAAGAUAACAAUAACGAGAAAACUGUCUAUGAGAGUGAUGGAUAUCCUGAGAUCAAGCGGUCAAGAAAGCGACAGGUGUCCCAGAGUUCCAGUAAAGGGAAUGAGUCAGCAGAAUAUGAAGAUGUAGAUGACUGCCAGCCGUUGAGGAAGUCUAGACGUAGGAACAAGGGGGCAAGGUACCAGAAACUGAUCAGCGAUGGGAUCAUUCAGCCGUCUAAAGAAAGAAUAGCAGCAAUGAAUAACAGCGGUGGCAAAGAUACAAGCACCGACGAGAGUUCUGACGCUUCUCCUGCCUUCAACUCUUACAUUCUGCCUGAGACGGCCAUGAGGAGGUUUCGCAAGAGGACGACCUCAGAGUCAGCCAAGGACAAGAUGAUACACACAUAUGAUAUGAGACGAUACAAGACUGGUGAUUUUGACCUUGAGGCCCAGAUCGCAACCCUGCCCGCGUGUGUUGUGGAGAACAUGGGACGUAAGCGAGGGUUUGCACGCCAGCGACACAACAGCGAGUGUACACACACCCAGCGGAAAACCAGCGACCAUGACGACAGGCAUUGCUUCAUAGAACCUCCUGUGUUUGACAUAGAGCGGGCGGUGUGCCUUCCACCCCACAUCAGGAGGCCUUCUCUUGACCUGGACUCUGAGCCCGUUGUGGGCUCAAGGAAAAGGAAAGCCCGCAAACACAGUAUCACCCACCUCCUACCCGCACCUGCAACAGCCAAACAUGGGGGUAAAGAUAAGCAGACGAAUCAAGAAACAGGGUCUUCCAAAGAGGGAGAAUCAAGGUUGACACCAAAUGAUAACCAAUCUGUUGAAAACAUGGAAUCAGCAAGAAAUGAUUGUAGUAUCGACAAAUUUAAAGACAAAACAGACUUGAAACCUGUUACAGAAACCGAUUGUGAAACAUGUUCAGCUAGGAUGAAAGGGAAUGAUCAUGAGAUCCUCGAAACAGACUCUAGUUCAUCAUGUACAGACAGUAGAUCUUCGAUUGAAUGUGGGACCAAACAUACGCCUAUGAUAACAGGAAAUGAUGUCACUAAUGCAAAAAAGGUUUCCAGAUGUGACAUCACUAGUGAAGCAAAUGAAACAGGAAGUGAUAUCACUGAAUCAGAUAAAAUAUUGUCUGGUCAGGUUUUGCAAAUGUCUGAGAGUCCAUUGAUUGGGAGACAGGAAAGUUGUGAGGUGGUGGCACCAGUCAGCUGUUAAACCCAAGAUCAGUUUGACCAGCACAGAUGGCAAUGAGAGGGACAUGCAGGUCUCAUGAACCUCACACUCAUCUUUAAAUGUAGACCUGCCAUUAAUUGGCCAUAGAAGUCUGUAUAAAUAAGUUUCAGUUUGUUAGAUCAGCUUUUACAUGCUCAAUUGACACAAGCUGUACCAUGUCCUCACUGAUAUGUUUUGAGAAGUAUAUGUUUUUUAUAUCAAUGUUGUUGAUUGAUCUGUUGAAUGUGAUUUUAACAAAUAUGCUGUAAUUUAUCAAAACAUAUGAGUUGCUAAGUUUAAAUUGGAAUAUCAUUGAUUAAAUGUUUAAUUAUAUGAGGUUUUCUUUAAGAAUGAUUGAAAAUCUGAUUAGAUCCAUUGCUUCUAUCUAAUUUACUUAGUUGCACAAUAAAAUUUAAAGAGAAACAGUAUUUUAAGUGCUCAACAAGCUUUAAAACGGGUUGAAGAUGUUUUUAUGAAUUUUAUAUGAAAAUGCUACAUUCUGGAAAGUUACACAAAAAUGCUUUUUGUGAAAAUGAAUUAAAGUGCUAUAGAUACUCAAAAGAGAUAUUUUGUGAAAAUAAACUUAAGUGCUACAAUUUGUAAAAUAUCGCAAAAAAGGCUUUUUUGUGAAUAAACCAAAUUGCUACAUUUUUUGAAAGUACACAUAGUCAUGUACAUGGUUGUAUUUUUUUAUACGUUUUGAAAUUAUAUGUGUAUUUUUUCAAGUGCUAGGGACUGGGGCAUUUAUUUAUAUUAAAGUAGUUUUACGUAAGAAAAUGAAAUAGUUAUUAUUCGUCACUAGAUCUGUUUUACCAUGUCUAAUUUUGUUGAUGAUAUUUUUUAUUCUCUACAGCUAUUUUUGUCCGAGUCAUACAUUUUUUAAGUUCUUUUUAACAUUUUUUUCUUAUUUUUUUUCCUUUAAGAUGUGCCAUUUAUUGCUCGGAAGUUCAUCCCUUGUUGUUGCAAUUUUGUAUGUUUUACAUCAAAGUCGUAGAAUCUGUAUAUCAUAGAAAGUGAAUAUCAUAAAAAUCAUUGUCAAUCCUUCCUGUUCGCUUUUUGCUGUUGUAUACAGUGGGUUUUUUUCUCACCAUUUUAGGAAUUGUGCCAGAGCCUUUCAGAUUUAUAAGGAAAAAUGUGUUCCAAUAAACAAGAAAGCUAAAAAAAUAGACAAAAAGAUAAAUGAAUGUCAUAAAGUUGUUUCUUUAAAAAUUCAUCCGACAGCUCUUCCAUUCAAAAACAGACCCAUUUCUUUCAUUAAAAAUCAAUCACAAACAAAACCAUUUAUUUUUGAAUACCUUUAAUUUUAAAAUUUGGAAAAAGUGUAAGAUUUAGCACAGGGAAUGGGGCGGACCAAAUUGGUCAGAAAAAAACAACACUAGUAUGUACAGUUUCGACAUUGGUCAUCAGCAGCAUUUGUUGACUAAUAAUUAUAGAAUAUUAAAAAACACAACUGAUACAUAUAUAUGUCAGUUACGUCUUUAACUGAAUUUCGGAAAUUAUUUGUACUUGUUCAUUUAUUAUGUUUUCCGGUGGUUUAUAGAGAUUCAUCAGUGAAAUAAAAAUGAUAUUUCUCUGUUUAAAACAUAUUGUUAUACUUUUUGAGUUGGUUGUGCUUUUCGAAGGGAGAGCAUCUAGUCGCUUCUAUGUCUGUCCGUCUGUCACACCAUUGUCUGGAGAAUAACUUAAAAAGCAUUGAUGGGAUUGUAAUGAAAGUUUAAACAUACACGGAGAGCAAUAUGCAUAAGUGCAAUACGCCAGAACCAAAAUCAUAGCUUCAGUCAUUGGUGAAUUAUCUCCCCCUGUACACUGUUACAGUAUGCAUUUAUUAGGAAGCUGUUUGUCUGAACAUAACUCAAACAAUACUGAAGAGAUGUAAAUGAAAAUUGGUAUAAUAAAAUAAAUAAAUAGGAUGCAAUAUGCAAAUGCUUUAAUCCUACUUUCCAUUUUUGUUUAUUAUUUACCAUACGUUUUUAAUUGAUUUUUGUCUGGUGCCAAAAUCUUUCAAGAUAUAAUUUCAAACAUCAUACACAGAUAUUUCUUAUUAAGGUGAAGUGUAGUUACCAGGAACCAUAACUCUUUCUUUAGAUUUUUCAUAGUUAUUGGCCUUUAUUCAAUUUUACACUUAGUUUUUGUCUGGAACAUAUCUACAUUAGUAUUUGAGGUAUUGACU